Ipomoea nil (Japanese morning glory) is the source of this 3032-nucleotide messenger RNA. Its product is annotated as disease resistance protein RPM1-like. The coding region runs from base 118 to 2808 and encodes 896 amino acids. Gene Ontology annotation, biological process: defense response to other organism. The transcript has 2 exons. Gene Ontology annotation, molecular function: ADP binding; protein binding. NCBI's taxonomy places the organism in Eukaryota, Viridiplantae, Streptophyta, Magnoliopsida, Solanales, Convolvulaceae. The record is from RefSeq and is a predicted model, not a curated record.
UUCCAUUUUGCACUCAAGCUAAAAUCUUGUUUGAUCUCCCAUAAAACAACACCCCCAAGUAGCUAUGCUACCAAUUCUUAGCCGGUGACAUUACAAGUAAUUUCAGUAUCUGUACUAAUGGCCGAAGCUGCUGUAGAGUUUCUUUUGAACCAACUAUCAGCGGUGAUCCGUGACGAGUGCUCACUCUUGGGAGGGAUCAGAGAAUAUGCAGAAGACAUCAAGAAUGACCUGAGUCGUCUAAGGGCAGCUUUGAGAGUUGCUGAUGAGAGGGAAGAAAUUGAUACCCAAGUUGAAGCUUGGGUGAAGAUAGUCCGGGAGCUGGCUUAUGACACCGAAGAUGUUCUUGACGAGUUCCUGUUCCGCUUUGGAGGUGGCCGGACCCGUGGAGGUUUCUACACUAAGAUCAACAACAUAUACACUUCCGUCAAGAACUUGAGAGCUCGACGCAGGCUCUCUGUCGCACUGCAAAAUAUCAAGGACAAACUCAACCAAAACUCCCAAUAUCAGCCAAGCUUACCAACAAGCACUGUUCACAACCAACAAUUGCAUGGCCGAGGGGAUACCGGUAUUCCAGAAGAGUCGGAUCUGGUAGGUUUUAAAAAUUCCAAGCAGUCUCUUAUUGAACUCCUUCUUGGCGCUGUUGGUGAUGAUUUGAGGGUUCACUCUGUGGUGGGCAUGGGGGGAUUGGGGAAGACAACUAUGGUUAAAAAGGCUUAUGAUGAUGCCCAAAUCAUAAAACAUUUUCAGCAUCGUGUGUGGAUUACAGUUUCUGAAACAUUCAAGAUUGAGGUUUUGCUGAAAGAUGUAAUUAAGCAACUAGUGAAGCAAACAAAUCAACAACUCCCACAGGAUUUUGAAACCAUAGGCUUUAUUCAAUUGAAAGAUUUUGUUAUAAACAUUCUUUCAGAGCAAAGAUACAUAAUUGUUUUAGAUGAUGUAUGGAGUUUUGAUGUUUGGAGCGCUAUCAAAUAUGCUUUUCCUAGACAAAAGUUUGGUAGUCGAAUAGUGAUCACUACAAGAAAUAGUGAAAUAGGCCGUGAUGCAUGCCAUGAAACCCAAGGUGAUGUCUACAAACUGAAGCUUUUGUCCGAGAAAGAUUCGUUAAGAUUGUUUUGCAAAAAAACAUUUCUAAGUGAUUCAUGUCCUCCACAUUUGGUGAACAUUGCUGAAGAUAUUGUAAAUAAAUGUGGUGGUCUGCCUCUGGCGAUUGUGGUAAUUGCCGGUAUAUUGGCUACCAAGGAUAAAGAUAUUGCAGUAUGGAAAAGUUUCCAGAAUGGUCUAAACUUUCAAUUGGAAACCAAUGAUAGGAUGAAAAACUUGAAGAAUCUAUUAUCCUUGAGUUACUAUGAUCUUCCAUAUUAUCUAAAGUACUGUUUCUUGUACUUUAGCAUCUUCCCUGAGGAUGCCAUCAUAGAAAAAAACAGAGUCAUUCAACUAUGGAUUGCAGAAGGCUUUAUCAAGGAGAAGGGUCAACAAGUGAAAGAAGAAGUUGCUGAAGCUUAUCUCAAUCAGCUAAUCCAUCGAAACUUAAUCCAAAUUGCAGAGAAGACUAUUGCAGGAAGGAUUAUUGGCUUACGAGUUCAUGAUAUUUUACGUGAAAUAAUCCUUUCAAAGGCAUUAGAGCAAAACUUUGCAGUCAUCAUCACUAGACAGAACAAAGAAUGGUCCGACAAGUGUCGACGCCUAAUAAUCCAUAGAUUUGAUGAUGACAUUCUAAAGACCACUUCCUCCAAAAGUCAUAUCCGUUCAUUACAGUUCUAUAAAGAUGCGGUACUGGUUUCAUCUUCAUUAUUAAAGUUGUUGUCCUUUGAUUAUUAUAUUCCUCUGAAGGUGUUGGAUUUAAGAGGUACUGAUCUUGAGAAAAUUCCAAAGGAAGUAUUCAAGUUGUUUCAUUUGAAGUAUUUGAGUUUGAGGUAUACAGGGUUGAGAAAUGUUCCUAAAUCCAUACAAGCUCUUCAGAACAUAGAGAUACUUGACCUGAAGUACACAAAUGUGUUUAAGCUGCCAGUUGAGAUUGGAAAACUUCAUAAACUCCAACAUCUCAUUGUGGCCCAUGCUAUCUUUGGUUUUUAUGCUCCUUUUGAGAUCGGGAGAUUGUUGUCUUUACAAAAUUUGAGUUAUGUACAAGCAAAGAAAACUAAUGGCGUCAAAGUGGUGUCUGAGAUAGGGAAUCUAACACAACUGAGAAAGCUUGGAGUUACAGAUUUGAGACAAAAAGAUGGAAAAGAAUUAUGUUCAUCCAUUGAAAAGUUGACAAACCUUAUCUCUUUAAGGCUUGUGACGGCUGAAGAAAAUGAGAUCCUUGAUAUCCAACAUUCUUUAUCUACCGUUCCUCUUUGUCUUCGUACAUUAAAAUUGAAUGGGCACCUUGAGAGGAUCCCUCAAUGGUUAUCUUCACUUGUAAGCCUAAAUAAACUAGAGUUGCGGCAUAGUUGUGUUCUUGAAGAUCCACUACUGCUUCUCCAAGAUCUACCCAUGUUAGCACAUCUUCUACUUGUUGGGUCUUAUGAAGGUGAAGGGUUGUGUUUCAAGGCUGGAAAGUUCCCAAAGCUCAAGUGUUUGGAUAUUCAGUUCCUCAAGGCACUGAAAUGGAUAAUGGUGGAGGAAGGUGCAAUGCCCCUUCUUGAAGACCUCUGCUUGCGUUACUGCAAAUUGCUUGAACAGGUACCUGCAGGUAUUGAACAUUUGUCUAAACUCAAUUCAAUUAAAUUCAUUCGUUUAAACAAUAAAGUGAUGCUUACUUUAGAACCAAAUGGUGAAAACUACACAAAAAUAUCUCACAUUCCUCACAUUCAAAUUGCUAAAUAAAUUUGUAAAUGGUGAGAUAAUGCAGUUUCUUGAUGGCCAGGACUGUAGUAUGUAUUAAUGUCCAUGUCUGUAUGUACACUUUGUUAUUCGUAAGGCAAUAGUGUUCUAAUUGAAUUUGAUUCAGUAUUUAAUUGUACUUUAUUUUAAUUCAAAUGUUUUGGGAGUAAAUAGAAGUCUUGAACAUCAUAGCUCUUUCAAAUAUGUAUAUUAAUAGAUUGUAUAUU